Molecule: messenger RNA, 387 nt
Organism: Enterobius vermicularis (human pinworm)
Lineage: Eukaryota; Metazoa; Nematoda; Chromadorea; Rhabditida; Oxyuridae
Source: the annotation of a GenBank genome assembly
AUGAGCAUUUGGCCAACUGGAGAGCAGAGACUACCCCCGCUGUCUCAAAUGAUGCGGACACUAAGAACAGAGUUCCAGCUAGUCAUCGCCACUUAUAACAACGAAAUCUGCCUGCCGCCAAAUGCGGACGAAAACUUAAAGCGUCAGUUAAUCAAGGACGAAAUUCGAGACCAGAGAGUAUUCCUGGAGUACAUGAAACUCCACAUCCGGGACCUGGAAGAUCAGCUCAAGCAAAGAGAGGCGGGAGUGUCGUUUCUAGCAAACGCUCCCAAGCCUGAGAGGCAGAAGGAGGAUGAUCAGAAGCGAAGUCCCCAAGCCGGGGAGCAAGAAACAAGGAAUAGCCGGUCCCACUCAGCUGCGGGGAAGCGGCGCUUGUUCAAGGAAUGA